AUGGGAAAUAUCAGCAGUAGGCCCGAAGAUGGCUCAGUACUGUACCUCAAAGAUCAAUCCCGUUUCUCGAUCAGUUCAAUCGUUGUUACAAACGCCCGCCGCAGAUCACUGAUAACAGUCACGCCUAAUGCAUACCCUGCCGCCCGACUUGUUGGAAAACCCGACGCGGCCGACUACAAACCGAUAUCCUAUGUACAGGAUCCCGAGUCCAUCAAUCUCUCCUUCCUGCCGAGAUUAGAUCUCGAAGAUGAACUUGAACUACAUUUCACAUUUGUGAGCCGACAAAACUCGGCCCCACUGCCUCCUACGCCUUCGACUGCCACAGCCGCUGUUGAUACCAAUAUCAGCGGUUUGACCUUUGCUUACGCUCAGAAUACAAAAGAUUUGGACAAAUUAAUCACCCGGGAAUUCCAUGCAGAUCCCAACUUACACAAGAAUUCAAAUGUCCAAUUCAUUGGCGAUUUCGGUACGAACGGAAGUCCGGCUGUAACAUAUGAAUGGCACUGGCAGUGGAAGCCUCCAAAAUCGUUCGAGGACAAAGGCGGCGGUUGGCGCAACUCUUGCAGUUUUCUUGAGUACGAUUCUCGGGCGCAUAGAUUGAAUACGCUAGCAUCCUUCUCUUUCUGGGUGAAUAACAAUGUGUCCAUCGCCAUGACACCACUCGCUUCGCCGGGCCUGGAGCUUAUAGUCCCAUCGCAAAGGGCGCGCUUGCCGUCCUCACAAUCAUUUCAAUCGGCAGUCAGUGAUACUGAGGGGCCUGCUCCGGUCGAGUAUGCAAGCCCGCCCUCUCCUCAUGUUCAGUCAACAGAGUUCAGUUCAACUGCCUCGACCGUUACGCCGCCCCUUCCAGUCAUUGAUGUUCAGUGUACACGACCUGGUGAAGACGUGAGUGCCGUUGAGGACGGGCCGGUUUUCAGAGCGACCAUGAAGUCUUUAGAGCAAAAGACCGGCAACAUGAGAAUACAAAUAAAGAAGGUUCUGAAACGUGCAGAGGCAGCUCAGCAAGCGCAAAGCGAGUACAAUCAGGCGAUGUCGGCAUUUCUUGCUGCGCUACAAGAAGCUUCAGCAUCCAAUGCCACCGCGUUCAAGCCGGCAAUUGAGCAUUAUUUCACGAAUAUUGCUCAGCGCAUACUAAAAUACGAGAAAGAAAAUGGGGUUUUGCUUCAGAAGCAGAUCAUCGAUCCCAUCACUAAACUCUACAACCUAGACAUCAAACAAGCAGAAUCUAAGAAAAAGGAUUUCGAGGAGGAAAGCCGCGACUAUUAUGCUUACGUCAGCCGCUAUUUAGGCCAACGGCAAGAUUCUCUCAAGGACAAGAAGCGUGCAGAGAGUGAUUCUAAGUAUCAGACUAAGAAGAAAAACUUCGAGCUCAAGCGUUUCGACUACUCGAGCUUCAUGCAAGACCUUCAUGGAGGUCGCAAGGAACAAGAACUCCUCUCCCAGCUCACGAAAUAUGCAGACGGACAAUCGAAGUCAUUCCUUACAGCGGCCAAACGGGUGGAAAGUCUAACUCCUAGGCUGGACGCACUUGUAAAAGAGGUCAUGGAAGCUGACAAAGAAUACAAUCUUCAAAGAACGGAAAGGGAAGAGAAGCGUCGAAAUCUAGAGAAGAAUGGCCCUUCUAUUGUCGAGACAGAAACCGUUUAUCAAUCAACAGCUACUCCUAGUCAAAUCCCGGCGCAAAAUGGCUCGACUGGUUAUACUUCUGAUACAGAUUUGUCUAGGGCGGACAGUGUAAGCUCGCAAUUUGGAACCGUAUCCAUCAAGACAUUAUCACCAACAUCCAACUCAAACAACUUCAAUGGCAUCCCAACCACAACGAUGUCAACUUCGCCGGGGGCCUCAUCCAUUAUACCAACACCGAGCAAGUUCAAAGGAAUUCGUGAUCUUGACGAGACUUCAGUCUCUGCAAGCGAGAAAUCCACAGGUGGUCAGUAUCGGAAAGAAGGCUUGCUGUGGGCUUUGAGCAGACCCGGCUCGCAUAUUGACCCCAAGGGCAUUAAUAAGCAGGCAUGGCACAAAUUCUGGAUUGUACUUGAUCAGGGCAAACUGUCUGAGUAUAGCAACUGGAAAGACAAAUUAGACUUACACCGAGAGCCUAUCGAUUUGCGGAUGGCAUCAGUAAGGACAGCACGUGAUGCUGAAAGGAGAUUCUGCUUCGAGGUCAUAACACCACAAUACAAACGCAUUUACCAGGCAACCACGGAAGACGAGAUGAACAAUUGGAUCAAUUCCAUCAACAACGCUUUACAAAGCGCAAUGGAAUUAGGUGGCCAGACUUCUCAACCAACGCGAAAGGAGCCUGUUGGUCGGGAGUUUGGUCACGUUCUCACAGGGAAAAGUUCUUCGCAGUCCGGUCCACACGGGUACUCCCAGAAAACCGAUUCAUUGGGGGUGGGAGUUGGACGAAGAAUCACUGUGGGUGCUAGACCGACCUACACACGCACAAGUAGCAACAGCUACGAUGAAAAUCCAUCGAAGUUGCUCGAUCAGAUUAGGAACAACGAUCAUGGCAACCAGUUCUGCGCCGAUUGCAACUCCACUUCGAAAGUCGAGUGGGUUUCUCUAAACCUCGGAAUAAUACUCUGCAUUGAGUGUGGUGGCAUACAUCGGUCUCUCGGAACUCAUGUGUCGAAGAUUAGAUCACUCACCCUGGACGUUCAUUCCUUCACGAAUGACAUUGUGGAGCUCAUGAUGCUCAUCGGAAACCGAAUCAGUAAUAUGGUGUGGGAGAGUCUGCUCGAUCGAAAUCUCAAACCCGCUCCAACAGCAACUCGUGAUCAACGGUUAAAAUUCAUCACGGCAAAAUAUGUUGAGCGGGUCUAUGUCGAACCUGUUGGACAGUAUGGGACUGCUGACGAUGCAUUACUGACAUCGAUCAAGAAACACGACAUUCAAAGCGUGCUGCUCAACAUCGCACGACGAGGAAAUGUCAAUGCGCACGACCGGUCGAGGAACACUCACGCGGUCUUUCUGGCAUUGGCAGCCGCUGAUCCUGCGCGGCCGGUCUCAUCUCACGCGACAAGCCCACAGCAGGCCUCGACAGUCAAGGCCUUCGCCAUGGCAGAACUACUUGUCCAGAAUGGAGCCGAGAUCCCUACUGAGCCACCGGCCAUUCCCCUCUCGACGGCCGCUCAGUUGUACAUUGAACAGCGCACGUCUAGAGCAGGGGCGGGUCCCGGCGGUGUCAGCGAUACGUUGGGCCCGCUCCCGAUGAUGAUGAAGGCUGCUCCGUUGCUGCCCUCGGAUAACAGCAUUACCAGCAAGUUACAGAAACGAGGCAGCGCAGGUGCCAGGUUCGCUGGCAAGGUGACGGGGCUUGGCGAACGAUAG
Molecule: messenger RNA, 3333 nt
Organism: Exophiala aquamarina CBS 119918
Lineage: Eukaryota; Fungi; Ascomycota; Eurotiomycetes; Chaetothyriales; Herpotrichiellaceae
Exons: 4
Coding region: 1-3333 (1110 amino acids)
Biological process (GO): intra-Golgi vesicle-mediated transport; regulation of DNA-templated transcription
Cellular component (GO): cytoplasm; endosome; trans-Golgi network
Molecular function (GO): protein binding; GTPase activator activity; sequence-specific DNA binding
Source: RefSeq, a predicted model, not a curated record